This is a messenger RNA of Cicer arietinum (chickpea), 982 nucleotides long. RefSeq lists its product as uncharacterized. The record is from RefSeq and is a predicted model, not a curated record. Lineage: Eukaryota; Viridiplantae; Streptophyta; Magnoliopsida; Fabales; Fabaceae.
CCAACACCAAGUUAUAUACUCACCUAACCAUUUCCACCGUACGUCAACGUGUGUACCUUCAUCUUCGUUCUUAUAACACUCAAAAUAUCAAAGAAAGUGAAAGAAAACAUAAGAAACUGUUCGCAAUACACAUAACACACCAUGAAGCUCGUUUGGUCUCCAGAAACUGCCUUAAAGUCUUACAUAGAUACCGUUAAAUCCUUUGAAAAAUUCAAAGAACCCGGAAUAGCUGAGCUUCUAUCAUCCAUGGCAGCAGGAUGGAACGCAAAAUUCAUAGUGGAAUGUUAUUCCCACGGCGGCCCAAUUGCCGCAAGUAUCGGCCUAGCAGUUGCCGCUCGCAACACGGGUGCACGACACGUAUGCAUAGUCCCAGAUGAAGGGUCAAGAUUACACUACACAAAAGCCCUAGCCGAUAUGGGAGUAUCGCCGCCACCGGAGAUAGUUCCCGGGGAAGCGGAGACGGUGAUCAAAAGCUUAGAUGGGUUGGAUUUUCUUGUGGUGGAUUGUAGACUUAGAGAUUUUGCUAGGGUUCUUAAAGUCGCGAAGGUUAGUACAAGAGGGGCAGUUUUGGCAUGUAAAAAUGUAUGGCAAAGAAAUCUUUCUUGGUUUCAAUGGAAUAUGGUUCUUGAAAGAGGCACACGUGUGGUUAGAUCGGUCUUUUUACCUGUUGGAAAGGGUUUGGAUAUUGCUUACAUAGGGAGUAGAAACGGUGUAACUUCAUCUAGUACUUCAAAGGGUACUCCUAGCCGUUGGAUCAAGCACAUAGAUCAUCAAUCAGGAGAAGUUCAUCUCUUUAGAGGGAGUAAUGUUUAAUUUUUUUCAUAAUUAAUAAAGGGUAUUAACUUUUAUGUUUGAAUAUUAAUAACUAAAUUAUAAGAAUAUGUUUAUUGAUAUGGAGAAUAUAUUUUAGUAAAAAUUUAAGUGUGAAAGUGUUUCACUCGGUUUGAGUUGUGGAAAUAUAGUCAAAAAUCCGUUUACAUCA